Molecule: messenger RNA, 1212 nt
Organism: Phaeodactylum tricornutum CCAP 1055/1
Lineage: Eukaryota; Bacillariophyta; Bacillariophyceae; Surirellales; Neidiaceae
Exons: 3
Biological process (GO): triglyceride biosynthetic process
Cellular component (GO): endoplasmic reticulum membrane
Molecular function (GO): diacylglycerol O-acyltransferase activity
Source: RefSeq, a predicted model, not a curated record
CAUCGUGCGGCAGAGCCCUCAUACCUCAGCGCGGAUGCUCCCAUUCAAAACUACCGAGGAUUUCUGAAUUUAGGCGUUAUUAUUUUGAUUGUUUCUAACUUUCGGCUGAUCUUGGGCACAAUCCGUAGCAACGGAUUUGUCUUGACGACUGCAGUGAAGCACUACAAGAACCUAAAUCACCUCAAGGAAGAUCCCUGGCAGGAAUUUCCUUUUGUAUCAGGAUUUCUUCUCCAGCUCGUCUUUGUUUCGAUUGCGUUUGGGAUCGAAUGGAUGUUGUGCCGGAAAUACUUCAACGAAAACUUCGGCAUGAUCCUUCAUCACUUCAAUGCCCACUCAGCCUUGCUGAUACCUUUAGGUAUUGUUUGGAAUCUCAUCGAUAGACCUGCGGUUGGUGCAAUUUUGCUUUUACACGCUACGAUAACAUGGAUGAAACUCAUUUCUUACAUGUUGGCGAACGAAGAUUACCGGCUAUCAUCGCAUUCAGAUGAGGCGAACAUUAACUACCCCCAAAAUGUUACUCUCCGCAACAUUUUUUAUUUUUGGUGUGCUCCGACGUUGACUUACCAGAUUGCCUUCCCGAAGUCCCCGCGAGUUCGCUAUUGGAAAAUCGCGGAUAUCCUGAUGCGCAUGACGGUGUCCAUCGCACUAUUCACCUUUUUGCUGGCACAAAUUGUUCAGCCUGCAUUGGAAGAGCUAGUGAGCGACCUGGACGAGACCAAUGGAUCCUACACCGCAGCAAUAUUUGCCGAGCUGAAACUUUCGAUUGCUAACACAUAUUUAUGGCUUCUUAUGUUCUAUACAUAUUUCCAUUUGUAUCUGAACCUCUUUGCUGAGCUUCUGCGAUUUGGAGAUCGUGUGUUCUACAAAGAUUGGUGGAAUUCGUCGGAAGUAUCUGCAUAUUGGAGGCUUUGGAAUAUGCCUGUUCACUAUUGGUUGAUCCGACAUGUGUAUUUCCCCUGCGUGCGACUGAAGAUGCCGAAGGUCGCUGCAACCUUUGUCGUUUUUUUCCUCUCCGCCGUUAUGCACGAGGUGCUUGUCAGCGUACCCUUUCAUAUUAUUCGUCCGUGGUCUUUUAUCGGGAUGAUGAUGCAGAUUCCUUUGGUUGCGUUCACAAAGUAUCUCUAUCGCAAAUUCCCGGGCGGCUCGUUUGGUAAUGUCCUGUUCUGGAUGACAUUUUGCGUCAUUGGCCAGCCAAUGGCGAUUCUCUUGUAC